UAUAAAUUCAUUUCAUUCUCUUCCUUAAUCUCUCCCCUCCUCCCUCUCCCCUUUAACUCUCUCCUUUGGAAUUUCCCCCCAAGUACUCCUUCAAAACUUUCCCCACAUUUUUAGAGCAACCACAACUAGCAAUGGGUGAAGAAGCAGCUCCCAAACAGGAAGAAGAGCCCAAGGCAGAAGAAAAGAAAGAAGAGAAACCCGAAGAGAAAAAGGAGGAAGAAGCCAAGAAGGAGGAGGAGGCCCCGCCGCCGCCACCUCCACCGCCAUUUGUGUUGUACGUGGACUUGCAUUGUACCGGCUGUGCCAAGAAGAUUGAGAGGUCACUUUUAAAGAUUAGAGGAGUGGAAGGGGUAGUGACGGACAUGGCACAAAACCAAGUGACCAUAAAAGGGGUGGUAGAGCCUCAAGCCAUAUGUAACCUCAUCCAGAAGAAGUCCAAACGAAGUGCCAAAGUUGUGUCACCGUUGCCCCAAGCCGAGGGGGAACCUAUUCCUCAACUGGUUGCUUCCCAGGUUCCCGGUUUAAGCACCGUCGAACUCACCGUCAACAUGCACUGUGAAGCCUGCGCCCAACAACUCAAGCGCAAGAUCCUCAAAAUGAAAGGAGUCCAAACGGCGGAGACGGAGUUAAGCACCGGUAAAGUGACGGUGACAGGGACGAUGGACGCCAACAGACUGGUGGACUACGUCUACCGACGCACCAAAAAGCAAGCCCAGGUGGUGCCUCAGCCGCCGCCACCACCGGAACCUGAGAAGCCAAAGGAAGAACCGGAGAAGCCCACAGAAGAAGCAGCAGCAGCAAAAGAAGAACCGAAAGCCGCGGAAGAGAAAAAAGAAGCCGAGGCAGAGAAGAAAGAGGAGUCCCCCACCCCACCGCCGGCAGAAGCAGCAGAAGAGAAGAAGAAAGAAGAUGGGGUGGUGAUAACAGCUGAGAAUACUGGUGAUGCUCCUGAUGCCCAGAUGAUGAUGAUGAUGAUGAUGCAGCAGCAGCAGCAGCAUCAUCAGAAGCUCAUGCAUUAUUAUAGUAAUCAGUACUAUCAUCAGCCGCCCAUGUACGUCAUCGACCGGAUCCCGCCGCCGCAGCUUUUCUCCGAUGAGAACCCAAAUGCCUGUUCCAUUUCCUGAGGCCCAAAUUCAGCAUCAUCUAAUUCAUCCUCCGGUUUUAAUUAGUAUUCGCGAGAUGAAUUAAACGGCCCCCUCAUCCUAAGGACCGUAACACAAAAUAGGACUGAAACCACCGCAUCAUAUCCUAAUAAUAUAUGAUUAAAUGAAAAACAAGAUAUAUUAUUCAUUUUAUGAUCAUGCCUCAUUCUUACAGAUUUGAAUGUCCACUUUUUCACUCCCGAUUAUAAUUCUUUAAAAUUACCCACAAUAUUAAUAUUUUAAUUAAUUUACUCCUUGAUGAUCAUCAUGCACUGUGUCCGUGUGUAUAUGUUUGUGAAUACAAGGAGACAAGGUUUAUAAUCAUCACGUCUCUAAUAUUACUGUAAUAUUGACAUAUUUUUUGUUCUCAUAGUAAUGCCAUCAAAUUUUCUCUACCUGGUAGUAGAAUAAGACUGAUCACUACCUAAACCGCAUUAUUUUAUGGGGCGCACCUGGUUAAUGAAUUUUAA
Messenger RNA from Oldenlandia corymbosa var. corymbosa, 1612 nucleotides. The record is from the annotation of a GenBank genome assembly. Lineage: Eukaryota; Viridiplantae; Streptophyta; Magnoliopsida; Gentianales; Rubiaceae.